CGAAUACUACAUAAACUUCUGUUAUGUUUUCGUUUUUUAUGAAUUAUGAGGUUACAUUGCAACUGCUUUAACACGACCAGCGUUGUUGGUGAGCAAUAUUUCGCGCUAAAAUGUCAUGUUUUGUUUACGUAACACAGGGGCGUGGUCAAAUAAAUGGGUGGGCUUUACGAUGAAAUCUAUUAUUCUGAUUGGACAGACCGGUUAGACGCUCUCGCGUACAUCCUUUGCACGUCAACAUAAAGCGUCGACGAAUCACAGCUCUGAUUGGACGAACCGCUGUCAGUCCUCUUUGACGAUUGGUUUACCUUCUGAAAUGUGGUUAGUCCCUCCUCCAGAAGCUGGCAGGUUUUUCCAACGCCUCUCAGCAGCGGUGCAUCACGGAGGUUUGGAAGCGGGUGGGGAAGACUCGGGCAACGGCUAACCCUAUUACAAUAAAAAUUUGUACUCGGGGUUGGGUUGCCCGGACCAGAUUUCAAACCAUAUACAAUUGUACCUGCUCUCACAUUUCAGCCUGGACCUGACAUCCCCGCUAAUGUCGGAUUUCAAGCUUGGGAUUGUUCGACUUGGCCGUGUGGCCGGGAAGACAAAGUACACUUUGAUUGACGAGCAAGACAUCCCAUUAGUGGAAAACUAUGCUUUUGAGGCACGCAUGGAAGUUGAUGCAGAUGGGAAUGGGGCAAAAAUCUUUGCUUAUGCCUUUGACAUUGGCAAGGGCAGAUGGGCAGGCCGACCACUGCAUGAGUUACUUUGGGAAAAGCACAGAGGUGGCAUUGCUCCAAGUUUCCAAGUAGUUCAUAUAAACUCAGUCACAGUGGACAACCGUCUAGACAACUUGCGUCUCGUUCCAGUGGGAUGGAGUCCCAAACCAGAAGAACUGUCCAGCAAACAGAGAGAGCAGUCGCUGUACUGGCUGGCCAUCCAGCAGGUUCCUGCAGACCCAGUGGAGGAGCAGUAUCUGGAGUUGAGUCGGACACGUUACUACAAUGCCAAUGGAGAACUGGUGGAAGAGGAGGAAUGCUCCUGCACCUACUACGAGUGUCACUACCCACCCUGCUCGCUUAUUGAGAGGAGGCUGAGAGAGUUCAACAUCUGCGGCCGAUGCCAGGUGGCACGCUACUGUGGCUCGCAGUGCCAACAGCGAGAUUGGCCGGCCCAUAAGAAGCAGUGCCGCGAACGCAAACGGGUUCUGGCACUGGAGUCGGAGCCUGAGCGAUGAUCCCCCUCAACCCCAAAUUCAAGAAUGGGGGUCACAGGGGUGUGGGCUGAAACUUUGAGUUCGCAAAAACUGACUGAUAGGGGACAAUAUUGGUGGGUUGGAUCGGCCUAUGGUGGGGUGGGGGGGGGGACACACUUCCCAGAACUUUCACAUCUCCACAGCUUGCCUAUGGGGAUUACGGGAAAUGUAGUUUUAUUUUUUUUAUUUUUAUUUUUUGGAGGGAAGUCUUGAAGGCUCCACCUGCUGCUAUGGAUGCGUGUUUAAUGAAGAAAACACCAUGCCGUCAUAACUCUUUUCUGUGGACUGCAUUUGAGCAUUGACAGUCAUGCGCUCCUUCCAUCCAUCCUCCUGUCAUGAAGUAUUAGCCGCUGGUAUCAAGGGACUAAACUGCUGUACAACUGAUGAUAGGAUGGAAAACGGACCUCUUCACUGUACUACCCUUCCUCCUCUUCCUCUCCCGGUUGGACUUCUUGUGCACAUAACCAAGCACAUAGUCACCCACCUGCCAUUUGUUCUACAAGUAUACAGCCGAUAGCUGUGCAAAACCACACCACGAGUAUUGUGUGUGCAAUGCCAUUAUUGACUGAAGGACAUGGAUGAAGUGGUUGAACGUUUGUCUUGUUUUUUUAUUUUAUUUUUUGCUUUAUUUGUCGGUGGGAAGUUUUAGGGGGGUGGUGGUGUUGGGGAAUAUGUCUACUUUGGGGGCAGUGUCACAAUUUUUGUUUACCCUUGAGUUUUUCAAAUGCAUUACAAUCCUAUGUACUCUUCCCACUCAUGUUAUGUUUAAUUUAGCUUUUCAUAACAAGCACUCAUUUUAGAGGGAUGUCCUGGGAAAACUUGAAAACCCACAUGGAAAGUCAAUUCAUGUUGUCAAUGUGUACUUGUCUAAAGUUGUCAUAUGGGUCCCAGUCAUUCAAUGAUUAGUCUUUUGUCUUAAUAAUCUUAAUGUCAAAGUGAGUAUAACUUAUGAAUUGUGUUUUGUUUUUUUUUUUGUUUUUUUUUUUAAA
Myxocyprinus asiaticus (Chinese sucker) is the source of this 2223-nucleotide messenger RNA. RefSeq names its product zinc finger MYND domain-containing protein 19-like. Lineage: Eukaryota; Metazoa; Chordata; Actinopteri; Cypriniformes; Catostomidae. The record is from RefSeq and is a predicted model, not a curated record. The transcript is spliced from 6 exons. The coding region runs from base 533 to 1216 and encodes 227 amino acids.